GGCCGCAGGACUUGAUCCGAAGAGCUCCGACAGUCCCAGAGGAGACCUACUGGAUCUCAGAGACCAGGACCAAGAGCGGGAUGGAGGAGGACAACCAGGACCCGGAGCCCCGGAGCAACAACGUCCCCGGAGGACAAACAGCAGGCUCGAGCUCUGAUAGCACCGAUGUUCAGAAACGGAGAGGAAGAGGUGGACACAAACGUCACCGCUGUCGGCUCUGUCACAAAUCCUUCACAACAUGUUGGUAUUUGAAGAUUCAUCAGAGAGUUCACACUGGAGAGAAACCAUAUAAAUGUGACCAAUGUGGGAAAGCGUUCUCUCGAUCAGGUGGACUAAAUGUCCACCAACGUGUUCACAAAAAGCAACCGAACAGCUGUGACCAACGUAAGAAACUUUUCACUACUUUUAGGAACCUAAAUGUCCACCGGCGUGUUCACACUGGAGAGAAACCUUACAGGUGUGACCAAUGUAGGAAAGCUUUCAUUACAUCAGGUAGGCUAGAAAUGCACAAACGUGUUCACACUGGAGAGAAACCGUACUGGUGUGACCAGUGUGGGAAAACUUACACUACUUUUAGGAACCUACAAGUCCACCAACGUAUUCACACUGGAGAGAAACCUUACAUGUGUGACCACUGUGGGAAAACUUUCUCUACAUCAGAUGAAGUAAAAAAGCACUGUCGCGUUCACACUGGAGAGAAACCUCACAAGUGUGACCAAUGUGGGAAAGCUUUCAGUGCAUUAGGUAACCUCAAAGUCCACCAACGUGUUCACACUGGAGAGAAACCGUACUGGUGUGACCAAUGUGGGAAAGCUUUUACUUCAUUCGGUCACCUACAUGUCCACCAACGUGUUCACACUGGAGAUAAACCGUACUGGUGUGACCAAUGUGGGAAAGUUUUCAGUACAUCAAGUACGUUAAAUACCCACCAACGUGUUCAUACUGGAGAUAGACCAUACAGCUGUGGCUACUGUGAGAAAACCUUUACUCACUCUGGUACCCUGAAACGCCACCAUCGUGUUCACACCGGGGAUAGACCAUACAGCUGUGGCCACUGUGAGAAAACCUUUACUCAGACUGGUGCCCUUAAACGCCACCAACGUGUUCACGCCGCUUCAUUUUAAACUAUCAGAGCCAAGAGAGCUGUUUUUCAUUUCACCUCCUCGUGUUGUUUUAUUAGCAAGCAUAGUGUUAGCUCAGGCAGUCAACCAAGUCAAGCUCUGCUCUCAAUCCCAGCCCUAUCAACUGACAGCUCAGCUGAUUCCUCUCUUAGCAUUUAUUGGUAAGUUGAAUAUAAGGAACGUUAUUUAAGCUGUUACAGCCUACCUGCCCUUGCUGCUGCAUCUGCAAGUAGCUCAUAAGCUCCCGACAUGAGAGAAACUGGACUGUCUGUGUACAUGCUUUAACUUACCCUGCUUCUCGUUAGUCCCAUCCAUGACGAAGAUUCAUGUCCAUUAGCCAUCUGGCAAGCCAAAUCCACAUACUCAGCAUUCGUGAAUGGCAGUGCCCAGGGUCCCUGGAAGACUCAUUAUGAAAAAAUAUUGCGUCUCCAGCCGCUGCUCCUCGAGGCCCAGCCCAGCAGCCCACUCCACAGUGGAUGAUCAUCCUGACAGCUUGUCCGGAGGCCUGUACCACAAAGCAGGAUUUGAGCUUAUCCAGGUAACUUCAGGGUUAACCCUGGG
Micropterus dolomieu (smallmouth bass) is the source of this 1682-nucleotide messenger RNA. Its product is annotated as zinc finger protein 239-like. The transcript is spliced from 2 exons. Gene Ontology annotation, biological process: regulation of transcription by RNA polymerase II. NCBI's taxonomy places the organism in Eukaryota, Metazoa, Chordata, Actinopteri, Centrarchiformes, Centrarchidae. Gene Ontology annotation, cellular component: nucleus. The coding region runs from base 81 to 1124 and encodes 347 amino acids. Gene Ontology annotation, molecular function: DNA-binding transcription factor activity, RNA polymerase II-specific; RNA polymerase II transcription regulatory region sequence-specific DNA binding. The record is from RefSeq and is a predicted model, not a curated record.